Molecule: messenger RNA, 1696 nt
Organism: Telopea speciosissima
Lineage: Eukaryota; Viridiplantae; Streptophyta; Magnoliopsida; Proteales; Proteaceae
Product: glycosyl hydrolase 5 family protein-like
Exons: 4
Coding region: 38-1696 (552 amino acids)
Molecular function (GO): hydrolase activity, hydrolyzing O-glycosyl compounds
Source: RefSeq, a predicted model, not a curated record
CAAGUUCACAACCAAAAAAAAGUUCUAAUAUUUCAACAUGGAUAAGCCAUUUUCCUUACUAAUUUUGGUGUUUCUGGUACUCUCUCCUAAUCUUCUCUUUCUACUGCAACGGCCUGUGACGGCCCUGCCUCUCUCCACCAACUCUCGUUGGAUUGUCGAUGAAAGUGGGCGAAGAGUGAAACUGGCAUGUGUGAACUGGGCUUCACACCUUGAGCCCAUGGUGGCCGAGGGUCUCAAUAAGCAGCCUUUGGAUGUGAUUUCAAAGCAAAUCAUAUCGAUGGGAUUUAAUUGUGUUCGGCUUACCUGGCCACUCUUUAUGCUCACCAACCAUUCCUUAGCUUCCGUCACCGUCCGGCAGUCUUUCCAAAGCCUUGGCCUCCUCGAGUCCAUCGCCGGCAUCCAAGUAAACAACCCAUCUCUGCUUGAUCUUACCCUCAUCCAAGCUUAUCAGGUGGUGGUAUCUAAUCUUGCGGACAACAACGUGAUGGUGAUACUGGACAACCAUAUUAGCAAGCCUGGUUGGUGUUGUAGUAACUUCGACGACAAUGGCUUCUUUGGUGAUCGAUACUUCAACCCUGACCUAUGGCUUCAGGGGUUAAGAGCAAUUGCAACCAUGUUCAAUGGCACCGCCAAUGUUGUUGCCCUGAGUCUAAGGAAUGAGCUCCGGGGAUCCAAGCAAAACGCAACAGCUUGGUACAGGUACAUGCAAAAAGGAGCUGAGACUGUGCACGCUGCAAACCCUAAUGUUCUUGUUAUACUCUCUGGGUUAAAUUAUGACAAGGAUUUUACAUUCCUUCUCAAGCAACCAGUGAACUUAACCUUUACUGGGAAGCUAGUAUUUGAGGUGCAUUGGUAUUCAUUCUCGGAUGGCGAGGCUUGGAAGAAUGGAAACUCGAAUCAGGUCUGUGGAAGUGUGGUGAAUAAUUUGAUGCGAAAGGCUGGGUUUCUGCUGGAUCAAGGGUGGCCACUAUUUGUGAGCGAGUUUGGGUUGGAUCAAAGGGGUACCAACGUGAAUGACAAUAGGUUCUUGAAUUGCUUCUUUGGUGUUUCAGCGGAAUUGGAUUGGGACUGGGCUUUGUGGACACUAGCUGGGAGUUACUAUCUCAGGGAAGGGGUGAUGGGGAUGGAAGAGACUUAUGGUUUGUUAAAUUAUGGUUGGUCUGACAUUCGGAAUUCAAGCUUCUUACAAAGACUUUCUUCUCUUCAAACUCCUUUUCAAGGACCAGAAAUAUCUAAUGUUAGGCCACACAAAAUAAUUGUCCAUCCAUCAACGGGACUUUGUGUUCAGAGAAACUCACUAGGAGAGCCACUAAGUUUAGGUUCUUGCGAGGAGUCUGAAGCUUGGAGUUAUACACCACAGAAGACUAUAGUAGUGAAAGGUACAUAUUUAUGCUUACAAGCUGAUGGAUGGGGUAAGUCAGCAAAGCUUGGAAUCUUUUGCAACGAUGGUAACUCCAAAUGGGAGGCAAUAUCGGACUCUAAAAUGCACUUGUCAUCGAAUCUACGCAACGGAAGCACAGUGUGUUUGGAUAUUGACUCUAACAAUGCUGUUGUCACUAAUCCAUGCAAAUGCUUAAGUAGAGACCACAUGUGUGAUCCUGGAGGCCAAUGGUUCAAGAUCGUUAAUAGCACGAGGACAAUGACAUCAACCACUACUACCAGACUGUCUCUUCCAAAUUUAUAUGUGAAGGAUUAA